AUGUUGUUUCGUUCUAUUUUCCUCAUUUAUUUUUCUCUGCUUUACCGUCUUUCUAUUUUUCCUAUUUUUCUUUUUACUUUUCUUUCCAUUUUUCUUUCUUUCGUAUAUUGUACCUUUCAAUAUUUCCUUCUUUUUAUUUAUUUUUAUUUCUUUAUUUUUAUUUUUUUUAUUUUUCUUGCUUCUCUUUCGAAAGUUGUUUUUUAUUUAUUUUUCAUUCUUCCGUUUUCUCUACGUUUCCUUCUUUCUCUCUAUUUUCCUGUUCCUCUAUUUUUCUUUCUUUCUAUUUUUCUUUGUUUUUCUCUUUUUUUGUUUAUUUUUAUUUUUACUUUCAUUUUCUUCUUUUUUUCUUUCUAUUUUCCAUUCUUUUCUUAUUUUUUCUUUAUUCCUUUCUUUCUAUUUUUCUUUUUUAUUUUCUAUUUUUCCUUUUUUCUUUUUUAUUUUCUUUCUAUUUUUCGUUUUCUCUUUUUUCUUUCUUUUACUCUUUCUUUCCAUUUUAUUUUUAUUUUCCUUUCUUUUUCUCUUUCUUUCUAUUUUCUUUUCUUUUUCUCUUUUUUCUUUCCUUCCAUUUUUCUUUGUUCAGUUUUUCUUGAAUUUUGUUUUUCUUUUUGUAUUUUCUCUUAUUCUUUUUUGCCUUCAUAUUUUUCACUAUUUUUCUUCCUUUCGAAAAUUCUUUUUUUAUUUUUAUUCUUUCUUUUUCUCUAUUUUUCUUUCUUUCAAUUUUUCUUUCGUUUUAUUUUUCUUUGUUUUGAAUUUUCUUUUCUUCUUUUCUGGCUUCAUACUUUUCACUAUAUUUUAUUCUUUUUUUUUAUUUUUCUUUCUUUCAUUUUCUAUUUGUUUUUAUUUCAUUCGAAGUUUCUUUUAUUUUUUGCCUUCCUUUGUUUUUUUUCUUUCUAUUUUCCUUCUUUUUCUCUAUUUUCCCUUCUUUCUAUUUUUUCUUUCUGUCAAUGUUUUUUUGUAUUUUCUAUUUUUUUCUUUCUUUCAAAUUUUCUUUCAUUAUUUUUGUCUUCAUUCUUUGUCCAUAUUUUUCUUUCGUUCUUUCUUUCGACUUUUCUAAUUCUCCUUCUUUCUUUCUAUUUUUCACUUUUUUCUCCAUUUUUCUUUCUUCUUAUGCACCAAUAUAUAUAUAUAUAUAUAUUGACAGUAACCUUUUCCCUAAAUCGCAUUUUUUUUGUUUUUUCCACUCCCUUCUUCUUCUUCUUCUUUUUCUUCUUCUUCUUUCUCAAGCGUCCAUUUGACGCUUUCCCCGUCGUUUUCUUCAUUCUUUAUUCUUGA
Molecule: messenger RNA, 1272 nt
Organism: Acanthosepion pharaonis
Lineage: Eukaryota; Metazoa; Mollusca; Cephalopoda; Sepiida; Sepiidae
Source: the annotation of a GenBank genome assembly